Molecule: messenger RNA, 2636 nt
Organism: Colletotrichum phormii
Lineage: Eukaryota; Fungi; Ascomycota; Sordariomycetes; Glomerellales; Glomerellaceae
Product: adenosine/AMP deaminase
Exons: 3
Coding region: 493-2436 (647 amino acids)
Biological process (GO): adenosine catabolic process; inosine biosynthetic process
Molecular function (GO): adenosine deaminase activity
Source: RefSeq, a predicted model, not a curated record
CCACUGCCUGGCCUAGGAUCUCGUAGACGGUAGGAGCGCUCACCUUUGAAUGGUGGUUCCAGCUGAGCUGGAAACCGCCGCAUGUCACUUUCCUUACCUGAGGCCAAGCAUGAGACCUCCUCCGAGCUAAAGGUACAGCCGGGGCGCUUGUUGGUACCGCAAACAAACGUACCUUCUUACUACUUUGCUUGUCAUCGCACUACCUCACCCAGGGUAGACAAUUUCCACUUCCCAAGGCUCAAUAAAGGGGAUUGAAAAAGGACCCAUGAUGAUCGUCAGAGCUGCCGAGGAGCUUUGCGCAUUCAAUUAAAUUGACUUUCGUCUCCCUGCGAUCGUGGAUCCUCGAAACACGGCGAUAGAACCUCCCGACAAAGCAACACCUGCCUCUUGUGUACCGCCGAUUUACUGCCUGGCCGCAUUUCUGCCAUCCCAGCUUUACCCGGCAGGGCACUUCAAAGAACAAUCUCUUUAUUCACUUCUCCCUACAGUCUCAUGGGCAGCCUGUGCUCAAACAUUGAAAAGGACGAUGCACCUGGCGAGAAGGAUUGUCAGGGUAGAAGGGACACCAAUGCGAAUACCAUCAUCACACGACUCUCAUCCAAAAGGCUGCGGAAGCUUCGACGUCUCAACCAUCACACUCAUCACCACAGACACCAAGAAGACAUAGACAUGGCCCAAAAAAUGAUCGAAGCUCACGAUAAAGUCUUCGAUGCCGUCAUCAGCAACGUCUUCAAGAUGACCGGCGAUCGCACUGCCAUUAAGGGUCGGGUAAAUACCAUACUCGAUCAACCCCCCGGCCCAAACUUUGAUACAGAAGCCGAUUACGUUCGCCAAAGAGAGGAGAUCUUGAAGCGCGAGAAUACAUUAUCAUUUGAUUUCCGCGCAAAGACACUGGCAUCAAAGAAGGAGCAGAGGGCUAACGCCAUCAUUCAAAAACUCAAGGUAAAGGACAAGGAGGAGGUGUAUGACAAGGCUGAGCCAAGGCAAGGACGGGGUGGUCAGAACCAUCCGCGGUUUGCUGCUGACCAUUUCUUGUCAAACGUCGACUUGAUCAACCAGACGAGCCUAUUCCGAGUCGCCGUCAAGAUGCCAAAGGGAGCACAUCUCCAUAUCCAUUUCAACGCUUGCUUGCAGCCUCAUGUAUUGUUGGGCAUCGCCGCGACCAUGUCCCGCAUGUUUAUCAAUAGCGAUUUGUCCUUGGCGCCGAGCGCCGCAAAGACUAACCUUCAACGUUGUGAAAUCCAGUUUUCCAUCUUAGCGGCUGGAAAGGAGAAGGGCAGUGAGGGAAACCUCUUCGAUGCCGACUACGCCGACGACAGGGACCGGCCAAGGAAAAUGAUGAAAUACUCGGAUUUCAUCCUCCAGUUUCCUAAACACUACAACGGCAUGGAGGCUGAGGAGUGGCUCACAACAAAACUUGUCUUCCACGAGGAUGAAGCACACAACGAGCUUCAAACAGUCCAGGGAGCAUGGGAGAAGUUCAACGGCCGGACGCGGAUGAUGAAGGGACUCUUCAACUAUGAGAAGGCCUACAGAGAAUACACACGAGGCAUUCUUGAAGAUUUUGUCCGCGACAACAUUCAGUAUGCCGAGAUUCGGCCUAACUUCAUGAAGACAAAUCAACUCUGGAGCAACGACGGUACGCAGCAAAUCGGCAACGAAGGUAUCAUGGAGAUAAUUAUCGACGAGUACAAAAAGUUUCAGAAGGAGACCAAAGACUACUUUGGCGGGCUGAAGGUCAUCUACUGCACCCCCAGGUCCUUUCCCAAGGAGACGGUGGCAUUUGCGCUCGAUGAGUGUCUCAGGUUCAAGCAAAAAUGGCCCGAGUGGAUUGCUGGAUUCGAUCUGGUCGGCGAAGAAUCACAGGGUCACCCUUUACGAUAUUUCAUAGAAGAAUUCCUUGCCUUCAGGAAGAAAUGCGAAGAAGCUGUCCCUAAAGUCGAUAUUCCAUUCCUCUUUCACUGCGGAGAGACAACAGAUAUUGGCAACGAAACGGACGGCAAUCUUGUGGAUGCCCUUUUGCUCAACUCAAAGCGCAUCGGCCACGGGUUUGCUCUGGCCAGGCACCCCUAUAUCAUGGAGCAUAUGAAGAAAAGGGGUAUCUGCCUCGAGGUGUGCCCAAUUUCCAACGAGGAGCUUGGUCUCACACCCCGAAUUGCGGGUCACUCAAUGUACAAUUUGCUCGCCAACAACGUACACUGCACAUUAAACUCGGAUAACGGAACAAUAUUCAGAUCAACUCUUUCGCAUGAUUUCUAUCAAGCGAUGGUGGGUAAGACGGACAUGACCUUGUACGGCUGGCGACAGCUCAUUGAGUGGAGUCUAGAGCACUCUUGCAUGUCAAAAGGCGAGCUCAAGAAAGUGCGGGAGGAAUGGGAGAACCGUUGGGGGCAGUUUUUGGACUGGAUUCUUACUGAGUUCAAGGAGUUGGAGUGAGAAACCUCAAAGUAGAGACCUGGAUGGAGCAUAUAUGCUCUUUGCCCGGCUUUUCCUUGGUAAAUGUUGAGAGAUACCAUGAGACAAAGAUAGGGAAGGUUUUAGAAGAUUUUAACGAUGAAUGUCUUAUGAUAUCGGAAGAGCAAUACUAUUCAUGCCUGUAUCAAAAACUGGCACAUGAAGUUGGCUCUUGCAGUGCC